This is a messenger RNA of Penaeus chinensis, 2621 nucleotides long. Its product is annotated as sarcosine dehydrogenase, mitochondrial-like. The transcript has 15 exons. NCBI's taxonomy places the organism in Eukaryota, Metazoa, Arthropoda, Malacostraca, Decapoda, Penaeidae. The record is from RefSeq and is a predicted model, not a curated record. Gene Ontology annotation, cellular component: cytoplasm; mitochondrion; mitochondrial matrix. Bases 67 to 2436 code for a protein of 789 amino acids. Gene Ontology annotation, molecular function: protein binding; sarcosine dehydrogenase activity.
UGACAGCAGGUAAGAGCAUUCUGUCACAUUGGUUUCCCCUCUCCAGCGCCCAAAGCACUCGGCAAAAUGAUGCUUCGCGCCCGGAACAUCCUCGGUGGCACGAGGGCUUUCGCAUCUCCAGUCGCCGCCAGGAACUUGUGCGGCUCUCCUCUCGGUGCAAAAUGGCUCUGCACGCAACCCCCCCGUGCUAAAAGUGUCGAUCUUCCGUCUGAAGCUGAUGUUGUUGUAAUAGGUGGUGGAGUGAUGGGUUGUUUCACUUUGUACCAGUUAGCACGUCUAGGCUGCUCUCCUCUUCUCCUGGAGAGAUCCCAACUUACUAGCGGCACGACAUGGCACACUAAUGGAUUGUUGUGGAGUAUACGUCCUGGCGACGUAGACACAGCCAUCUUAAACAUUACCAGAUCCGCUGUACUGGAAAUCGAGAAGGAAGAGCCUGCGGGCUGGAUUACCAAUGGCGGCCUUUUCAUCGCAAACAAUAUGACGCGCCUCGAAGAAUACGCGCGGCUCUACACGCUGGGACAGACGGUCGGGGUUCCGUGUGAGCUUCUGGGCCCCCGCGAAGUGUCCCUGUUGUACCCGAUGAUGGAAGUUAGCGACGUGACGGGAGCACUCCACAGCCCUGGUGACGGCACGCUGGACCCCUCGACGUUGUGUAGGGCCCUCGUUAACCGAGCCAAGCUUCAUGGGGCCAAGGUGUGUGAAAACGUGGGCGUGACAAACAUUAAGACGGAGGAGGGCAUGGGCGGCAGAAAGACGAUCAGAUCCAUCACCACCACUGAGGGUCGAGUAAAGACUGAAGUGGUCAUUAAUUGCGCAGGAGUAUGGAGUCCUGAUAUCCUGAAAAUGGCCGGCAGCGAGGAGACACUGCCUGUAGUGGCCAUGAAGCACAGCAUGGUGGCCAUGGACGCAAUGCCCGGCGUGAGAGCGUUACCCAAUGUGCGAGACCACGACGCGAACAUGUGUCUCAGGGUGCAAGGCGAUUCGCUCAUCAUCGGGGGCUACGAGCUUAAUGCACCUCGCUGGGAGAAGGUAGACCCCCACUUCGCCUUCGGUCUCUUCGACUUCGACAUGAACGCCUUCAGUGAGAUACUGGAAGGCGCUGUCCACCGGGUUCCUCAACUGGCUCAAACGGGCAUCAAAACCACCAUCUGCGGUCCGGAGGCCUUCACGCCCGACAGGAAACCUUUGAUUGAUAUUACAGACCCUCUCUUUUCGACACUGACUGAUGCCGGAUGCUUCUGGGAGGAGGCGAAAGGCUGGGAACGCCCUGCCUUCUUCACAGGGACCGCGACGCCGCUCCUUGACUACGACUGGCGAGGGGCGUUUGACUACACACAUCGCGAACACUAUCCUUACAGAGACAUUCUGCAGCAGUCACAUACUUUUGAUCUCCCAAAAUACUAUAAACAGAUAGAGCAUGAAUACUUCGCCAUGAGAGACGAUUCAGCCGUCAUCAAUCAGUCAUCAUCGGGGAAGAUGCUGCUCUCCGGGACGGACGCUGAGAGGGCCAUCGACUGGUUGUUUGCCAGUGACGUCGAACGAGAGCCUGGCUUUGUGACAUCUUCCCUUGUCCUAAACACGGAAGGAGGCGUGGAAGCUGAUGUCACAGUUUACACUUUGGAUCCAGAUACCAGACUAGAGUGUGAAGGCGAGGCUAAGUACUUGGUAACGUGCGGCAGCGGGAUGGAGCCAAUCGUCAGUCGUCUGUUGCGGGACUUGUGCUGGAAGCAAGGCUUUAGUACUUCCAUUAAGCCCGUCACUCACGAAACUGGUAUUCUAACCUUAUAUGGACCCAACAGUCUGCAGGUACUGAGAGCGACGGACAUCGACAUGAUAGCCAUCCAUCCAAACCGCCACCAGCUCGUCAGUCUCGCAGGAACGCAAGUACGUGUGUGCGGCCGGUCGGCUGUGUGCUGGGAGGUCCAUGCAAAGGUCGAGGAACUUAUAGCUGUCUACGAGGCGCUUACGGCUCUAAGCGACAGGUACAGGCUCAUCAACGCUGGCUACUACGCACUUAAUAUCAUCAGCUUAGAACAAGGGAGCUGCAGCUGGAACUUAGAUAUCCGGAGGGGCGACACUCCCCUUGAAGCGGGUGUGUGGAGGCCUGGCCAGAACGAGGGCGAAGGUCAACGCCAGUUCUUGGGGCAGCCUGCUCUUUUGCGCCAGGCGGCCGAGGGUGUGACCAAGUCCAGAGUCCUACUAGAGCUGCCGGGGUGUCCGCCGCUGUGGGGUGGCGAGGCCAUCGUGAGGGACGGUGCCAUUGUCGGCGGAGUUCGAAGGGCGGACCACAGCUUCGAGUGCGGGUGUCCGUUGGCUUCGGGGUACGUGGCGCAUGCGAGGACCAACGCCCAGACUGCGCGCUCGCUCUUCCAGACUAGUAGAUGGGAAAUAGAAAGAAUGGGAGAACGUUUCCCUGCAGUCCUUCGAGAGUUUUAAGAAGUCUUCAGUAAGAAUAUUUCAGCAUAAGAAUCAUUACUGACUACUAAUUGCACUUCAUUAUUUGGGUGUGCGUGCAUGUGCAUGCAUAUCCAUAUAUGUGAACUGAUGUGUUCAGAAAUAAGCUAGGUUAUAUGAAUUUAUAUAAAAAUACACCAACUCUUCAGCUGCCUUUAUAAAUAAAA